Molecule: messenger RNA, 1505 nt
Organism: Cannabis sativa
Lineage: Eukaryota; Viridiplantae; Streptophyta; Magnoliopsida; Rosales; Cannabaceae
Exons: 1
Coding region: 337-1191 (284 amino acids)
Source: RefSeq, a predicted model, not a curated record
CUUGUAUGAAUGCAUACAAUUUUCUCUUUAACCAAACAACAAUAGAAAACGACUUUCUUAAUUUUGAAACAAAACUCACAUGCUCUUAAUUAAUCUUUCUCCUUCACUAUCUUUUUCACACACACUCUGAAUUCUUUCGCCAUUAACACACCACACCAUUUCAAAAACCCUAAACCUCUUCUCAGCUUACAAAUUUUAUAUGCUAGCUUUACUUUUUGAGAGCCAUUGAUUAUUAAUAGGACCAUUUUCAAAAUAUACAAGCAUCUGGAAUCUGGAUAUAUAUAUUUAUAUACAUGCUUUUCUCUUAUAUAAAACACUCGUAUAUAUAUACUCUAAAUGGAUAUGAACUCUAGCGAAAUUUGUAAUAUCAAGUCUGAGAAAAAGAAUGCUAUGAGAAACUACUAUCGCCAGAGGAAAUUCAAGUGGAUUUUCGAGGCCUGCGCCGCCCUACUCGCCCUCAUGCAAUCAUCAACUUGGCUUCCAGUCGCCGUUGAUUUUACCGGCCGUUUUCUUCGGGAGAUCAUCUCCGUCUUCAAAAGCCAUCUCUUCAUCUUUUUCCUCCUCAACGCUAUACUUCUCGCCGUUUACGUUCUCUCCGGCCGCAUCACCUGGACUGUUGACGCCGGAUCGGGUGCCAACAUGUACGAAGAAUUCGUCACCAACAGCGAGUUGACCCGGAGAAUCCCUGGUGGAGAAGAAGAAGAAGAAGAAGAACAAGAAGCUUCUCCUCCGGCGCCGGAACGUACUAUCCGCGUCGUCGAAGAAGAAAAGUAUCGCUCAGAAAAUGUCGCUUCGACGGCCACUUCGGUUUGUGGUGUGGGUAACCGAAACGACUCAAAACCAAAUGGCUCGGUUCAAGGUCUUGCGGAAGAAGAGAAGGCGUUAGUGGUUGUGAAGAAGAAGAGUUACAAAAGGACUCAGUCGGCUAGAGUCGAAGGGAGGAAGGUAAUCGGUCAUCAUCAGUCUCAGUCUCAGAGAGAGUUCCGACGGUCUUGUACGGACAUUUGCAGGAAAAUAACGUGUUCCGUGGAGAAAGAAGCUGCUGAAUCAAGCGAGGUGAGUCGGUUGAGCAAUGAAGAGUUUAAUCAGACCAUUGAUGCAUUCAUUGCUACUCAAAAGUGGAUUCAAAGGGAGGAAUACAUGGAAGAGCGGAAAACAGAGCACUACAUGGCUUUGGCCAUUUGCCAGUGAAGAAAAAUGAACUAUCAUGCAGUGGAGUCAAUAGGACCAAAUGCUUAAUUAGCUUUGUUUAAUUUAGUCUACUUAUAUUAUAAUUAACUAGGAAGCAUCAGAUAAUCCCAUCUGUAUUAUCUGAUUAAUCAUAUAUAUCUUAUCACUAUAUAAAUAUAUAUAUGAUUAUACAGAUGGAUAAUGUAUAGGAAUCAAAUAGCCUUUUUAAUUUUCUUUUUCCUUAUGUAUGUUUUUAUAUUUCCUUUUGGUUCUAGUUGACUUGAUGAGCUUUUAACUGGUAAUCAAGAUAAUGAAUUUCCAUAUUAUUAUUAUAA